CUUAUCAUAUUAACCAAAAAAAUAAAAACUUUUCAAAUCAAGAAAAACACCUAUCACAUCUAAAAUCUGGGAUGAAAACAGCUUGUGGUGCGUAUUGUAAUAAUUGUCAAUAUAACAUUUGUUAUGGUUGUUAUGAUGGGUACUAUUUAUCAAAUUAUAAUUGCUACCCCUGUGUUUUACCAUGUGCGACUUGUUCGGGACAAUACAAUGGAAAUUGCAAAACAUGCACCGAAGGUUAUUAUUUGGUUGGAUCUACGUGUUAUAAGUGUCCUAGUGGGUGUAUGAAAUGUACACUUUCCAGACAAAACACCUUUGUAUGUGAAAUAUGUGGGUAUGGAUAUUAUAAAGAUACCAGUAAAAUUUGUAUAAAAUGUGACAAAACAUGUGGAAAAUGUGAUGGCACUUCGUAUCUCAAUUGCACAAGUUGUGCGACUCAAUUUUAUAACGCAACAAACAAUGAGAAUGAAUCCAAAUGCACAAAUUGCGAUUCAAAAUGCAACAGUUGUAAUGGUCCUUUAGGUGUGAAUUGUUUAGAGUGUAUAUCUGGUUAUUAUAAAGUUGAUGACAAAUGUGUUCCUUGUGACAUUUCAUGUUCAACUUGUAAUGGGCCUGAAUCCUCAAAUUGUACUUCUUGUUCAAAAGGAUUUUAUCAAGUCAAUCAAACAGAUAAUUCUUUACUUUGUGAGCCUUGUGUUUCAAAUUGUUCGACUUGUGAAAAAAAUGGUGAGUGUCUUCUAUGUGAUAAUGGGUUUUACCUUUAUAUAUCAAAGUGUUAUUCGUGUGAUUCAUCUUGUAAAACUUGUUUUGGGAUGGCGAGUAACAAUUGUUUGACUUGCAGACCCGGUUUAGCGGUUCGGUAUGGAACUUGUUAUGAUUGUCAAAUUACCAACUGUUUCAAGUGUUUUUACGAUGCACAGGGAUAUAAAUGUAACGCAUGUUAUGAGGGGUUUUAUUUAAAAGGAUAUUCAGUAUGUGCUAGUUGUAAUUCUCUUUGUCACACAUGUUAUGGUCCAACCAAUGGAGAAUGUAAUUCAUGUAUUUCGAAUUAUUACAUCUCUGAAAGUACUUGCAAACAGUGUUAUCCACUCUGUUUGGAGUGUUUUGGAGGAUCAAAUGGGAAUUGUACUUCAUGCAAAUCAGGCAAUUAUAUACACAAUCAUUAUUGUUACCCAUGUCACUCAUCAUGUGAAGAGUGUUAUGGUCCAUCAAUUCAAGAGUGUACGAAGUGCAAACCAAAUCAUUACUUAAAUUCUACCGAGUGUAUAUCAUGUGACCCAUCUUGUAAUGAAUGUCAUGGAAGUACCAACACAGAAUGUACUUCAUGUGCUUCUGGUUUUUCCUUUGAUGAAACGCACACAUGUCUGAGUUGUAAUAAUUCGUGUUCGUCUUGUAAUAUAACAGAACAAUCAAUUUGCACGUUGUGUGACGAAGGGUUUUACUUGGACUUGAACAGUAGUAACUGUGUAAGUUGUUAUACUGGAUGUUCAGAAUGUACCUCAAACGAAGAGAAUGACUGUAGCAAAUGUUUUGAAGGGUUUUAUUUGAAUGGUACAACGUGUGCUCUCUGCAACAAUAAGUGUUCCUUGUGUAGUGAAGACUUUCCUGAUAUUUGUGUCAAGUGUAAAGAAGGAUAUUACUUGAAUGGUACUGAAUGUCUGCAAUGUUCUUCGACCUGUCUUACAUGUGACACUUCGCAAGACAAUUGUACGUCAUGUAGAGAUGGUGAAAUGUAUUUGUAUGACAACACGUGUAAUAUAUGCUCACAUUGUUCACCUGGUCAUUGUUAUCAUAGUCAAUGCGACCUUUGUGAAAAUGCCCAUUAUUACAACAUUCUCUUCGACUGCUUCGAAUGUAAUGAGACUUGUUUUGCAUGUGAUGAAAGUCUUUCCACUGACUGUUUGAGUUGUUACAAUACUUCAUAUUUGGAAGACAGAGAAUGUAAGCCAUGUGGUGACACAUGUGAAGAAGACAAGUGUGAUAUGACAGAAGGGUGUAUUGAAUGUAAAAUUGGCAAUUACCCUGAGAACAAGACAUGUCAUCAAUGCUCUGAUAUAUUAAAUUGUGUUGAGUGUUCACAAACAAACAAGACAUGUAAUAUAUGUGGUGGUAAUUUUGAACCCAAUGAAAAUAACACGGAGUGUUUUUGUAAAAGUGGGUAUUACAGAACAAACCUCACGAAUUGUUCUCCGUGUUACGAAGGAAUGGACUACUGUAAAAAUUGUCAUAAUGUGAAUGACACAUACGACUUGAUUUGCGUUGAAUGUUACGACCCUUAUUAUCUAAAUGAAUACACAAAUAACACAUGUAAAUUGUGUUCUGGAAAUUAUUAUCUACUCAAAGAUAAAAUAACACACAACGUAACAUGUGGAGAAGGUAAUGCAAAUUGCAUAUUAAGACUCAACGAGUCUUUGUGUGUCUUAUGUGAAGACAACUUUUAUAUCCAAAAUGGGACGUGUGUGACACAAAAUGAUACCAAUUGUUCAGUCUCAUCGAAUGUCACAUGCGAAAUGUGUGAAGACGAGAACAUUUUGUCUGUGAAUGGGAAGUGUGAAACUCGUAACGUCAACUGUAAAUACUUUGAAAACAACUUCGGACCCAAUUCCAAGUGCUUUACUUGUAUAGACAAUUACACUUCAACAACUUCUGAUCUUAUCAAUUGUACCACUCAAAUACCAAAUGACAAAGUAAUGAAAAAUGGGAUCUAUUAUUCUUGUUCUUUGAAUGAAUACGUGAAUCAAAACAAUGAGUGCAAAAGUUGUGCGGAGAGCGCUGCCAAAUCACAACAGUGCAACCUUUAUAACAAGACGAUAAGUGUUAUUGAUUGUCCUGAUAGACAUUCAGUUGACUAUAACACUGAGACGUGUAUUAACGACGACAACUGCCAACAAUAUGAAGGAGAUGACUGUGUUUCUUGUUCAACAACACAACACUUUGUCAUCGAUCAAAAUACAUGUACCAAAAGAGCAGUAGAUGGCUGUGCUUCAUAUGAUACAGAAAAGUGUAUUAAAUGCAUCAACACGCACAUUCUAUUCAAUGGAACUUGUGUAGAAAGUAGUAACUUGAGUUGUGACAAAUCGACUGGAUAUUCUUGUGUUCUUUGUCAAAGUGAAUAUCAUCGAAUUUCCGAUGUUACGGGUGUCAGUUAUUGUCUUCCAAAUGGAGAAAAUGUGAAGUACGCUUUUUCUGACACUCAACGUGAUGAUAUAAUAACUGUUCUAGAGUGUGUAACAGACACCUUCUUGAAUAACAACAGUUGUAUGUCAAAUGCUCAUAACACCACAGUCAAAGGUGAAUUGAAUGACAAUUGCAAACGACGAACACCAAAAGGGUGUAUUCAAUGUGAAGACUCGUAUUAUUUAGAUGAGUACAGCAAUUGUGUCACGUGCACAAGUACGAAUACAAGCUGUGUGACUUGUGUGAAUGCGAGUUAUUGUUUGUCGUGUCCCAACAACUCAUUUUUAAACGCACAAAAUCAGUGCGAACCCUCCACAGAUUUAGAAUUCCGAUGUCAACAAAUGAUGCCUAAAAACACUGGGUGUGCCAUUUGCAAAGAGACGUACUACAAAGAACGGUCCGACUGUCUUACUUGUGACUCGACUUGUCAAUUGUGUAAAGAGAAUUCCAAAUGUGUUUCCUGUAAAAAUGGGUACUUCCAAAUAACUAGUGAAAACUAUUUAUGUCAAGCCUACUCAAGUCUGACUAACUGUAUAACUAAAACACAACUUGGGUGUACUCGAUGUGAAGAUCGAUACUAUUUAAAUACGAUAAUUCCGAGGUGUUAUCCAUGUCAGUCCAAUUGUUCGUUGUGUGUCACUGGAAUGGUGUGUAAUCUCUGUGAUUCCGACUACAUUCUGAUUGACGGCACUUGUAAGCAUUACACAGAGAUCAAUUUCUGUCUCUCCGAGUCACACAAUUUGUGUUCGAAGUGCGACAAAGACAAGAAACUCUCUGACGACGGACUUUCAUGUGUCGACCAAAUCAAUUUGCCAUUGGUCAUAGCCCUUCCCAUUAGUUUAGUCUUUGUCAUAGUGUUAGUGACCAUCGCACUCUUCUUAUUAUGGUACUUCAUUCGUCAGCACAACAAGCGAGUUGAAGAGAUGAAGAAGAUUUGUGUGUUUAAUAUGAAGCGGUCGAACAUCUCCUUCACCAAUUUGAAUGAAUCUGUUGCUUUCAAUAUGACGAAAAUAGUCUUUGAGAGCGACACGAAUGAGAACAGUGAAAUAUCUGUUGAUGAAGAGACGCGUUCACUGAUUUGUGUUGGUAACGUGUCGAAGAAUAGAUUGAAGAUUCAGUUCAGUGUGAUAGAUGGUUGUGACUUGUUUGAUAUUCGCACGGAGCCCAAGUUGAUUACAUUAGACUCCAAUUACGCCUGUGAAUUUGAAGUCUUUUUAAAGCCGAAUUGUUCGUGUUGCAUUGACGAUGCAAUCCUUUGUAUUUCCUUAGACAUCAAAAAGGGCGAGCAGAAGACGACCAAAAUCAGUGUCACUGGAAAGACGAUUUUAACGACAAAAUUGGACAUCAACGAGUUACAUGAAGAACGGAAAUUAGGGGAAGGAUCCUUUGGGAUAGUGUAUUAUGGGCAUUUCCGUGGGCAUGAAGUAGCGAUCAAGCGAUUAAAGAGUGGGUGUAGUGAUGUGUCCUCGAAGAAAGAGUUUGAAAAAGAAGUUUUGAUGUUAGACAAAUUUCGCAGUGAUUUCAUCGUUCACUUUUUCGGCGCGGUUUUUAUUCCCACCAAAAUUUGUUUAGUCACCGAAUUUGCUCAAUAUGGAAGUUUGGCGGAUUUGAUGAAACACAAACAAAACGAUGAAAUUCCUAUAAAAACUAUUCAACAUAAACUAUUACUUGAUAUGGCUAAAGGAAUUAGUUAUUUACAUAAUAAUGGAAUAGUUCAUAGAGACAUCAAACCUGACAAUUUACUCGUCUUCUCCUUAGACAUCGACGAAUUGAUUAACGCUAAACUGACUGAUUUCGGAAGCGCAAGAAAUGUUAAUAUGUUGAUGAACAACAUGACCUUCACUAAGGGAAUUGGAACUCCAAAGUAUAUGGCGCCUGAAGUACUAAAGAAAGAAAAGUACCAAAUGCCAAGUGACAUAUACUCCCUCGCUAUCACUUUCUAUGAAUGUCUCAUUUGGGAAGAACCAUACCCGAAACAGAAGUUCAAAUUUGCGUGGUCGGUCGCGGACUUCGUGACAGCCGGAAAACACUUGGAACAACUCAAACAAAUCACUACAACAGAAUAUACUCUUUUAAACGAAAUGUGGAGGUUCGAUGCUCAAAGUAGAAUAAAGAUAGACGACGUCGUGGAAAAACUUAAAACUAUUUAA
Entamoeba invadens IP1 is the source of this 5324-nucleotide messenger RNA. Its product is annotated as protein serine/threonine kinase, putative. The transcript has a single exon. Gene Ontology annotation, biological process: protein phosphorylation. The record is from RefSeq and is a predicted model, not a curated record. The annotation marks the transcript as partial. Lineage: Eukaryota; Evosea; Mastigamoebida; Endamoebidae. Gene Ontology annotation, molecular function: ATP binding; protein kinase activity.